AUGGUGAUUAUCGAUCAUGCAGAUGCGCUCAUUAUGCAAAACUGGGACCAUGUCGAGUACAUUUUCUCCAAUCUCAAUCUUCAGCCAAAAGAAGCACAUGGCUGUGACUUUAGCAGAGUGAGACAAUGGUACCUGGAUGGACACGGCAAGUUCCUCCGCCAAACGCUGGUAUUCUCAGCUUUUAAUACCCCUGAGCUGAACGCACUCUACAAUACACAGAUGCAAAAUGUUUUUGGAAAGGCGAAAAUUAUGCAAAAGUAUGAGGGUGCCAUGUUGAAUCUUCGGCUCCCAAUAUCCGUCAAGCAGACCUUUUCCCGCUUUGAUUCUGCUUCACCGCUUAAGGACCCCGAAGCUCGGUUCCAGUACUUCACUCGAACUGUUCUUGCUAGCCUUGCCCGAGGCUCGACAGAAUCAAGAUCCCGAAAGAAGUCAGGGGGCACACUGAUCUUCAUUCCGUCCUAUCUUGAUUUCGUCCGCGUUCGGAACCACUUUGCUAAUUCCUCGCAAACGGAGAAUAUAUCCUUCGGCUUGAUAUCAGAGUAUACAUCUGUACGUGACUCUUCAAGGGCCAGAAGUCAUUUUAUGAAUGGUCGACAUUCAGUGCUUCUAUAUACGGAGCGAGCACAUCAUUUCCGCCGGUAUAACAUCCGAGGCGUCACGAACAUUGUGAUGUAUGGGCUACCUGAUAACCCAUUAUUCUGGGGAGAUCUGAUUGAGUAUUUGGGGUCUGCCGCUGGCGGUGCGACUACUCCAAGUGUCAGGGUGCUUUUCUCCAAGUGGGAUGCUCUGAAGCUAGAGAGGAUAGUUGGAACUGCUAGGGUUCGAAGUAUGCUGUUGGAAAAAGGGGGAGAUACCUUUACCUUUGUAUAA
This is a messenger RNA of Trichophyton rubrum CBS 118892, 870 nucleotides long. RefSeq lists its product as uncharacterized. Gene Ontology annotation, cellular component: nucleolus; small-subunit processome. The transcript has a single exon. The record is from RefSeq and is a predicted model, not a curated record. Gene Ontology annotation, biological process: maturation of SSU-rRNA from tricistronic rRNA transcript (SSU-rRNA, 5.8S rRNA, LSU-rRNA). Gene Ontology annotation, molecular function: U3 snoRNA binding; rRNA binding. NCBI's taxonomy places the organism in Eukaryota, Fungi, Ascomycota, Eurotiomycetes, Onygenales, Arthrodermataceae. Bases 1 to 870 code for a protein of 289 amino acids.